AUGGACCCAAUUUACAUGCUGAAGAAACGCAGAUGCACUCAUCUUCAGUCAGAGUGUAGGACAGGACAGAGAGGAACACCAGAACUGAUCUCUUUCUUCAUAUACAGCCGGCAGAAGCAUUUCCCAGCUGUGAGCGGGGCCUUCAUGGAUUCUCCGUACAAUGGCAACACGUCCCUGCAGACGUCCACCUCCAACCUCAAUGCCGGCUACUCUCGACCCUCAGAAACAGAGGAUGAUGGGAAAGUGUCCAGUGACACCAUUUGGCUGUGGGUCGCUGUGCUGGCAACCAUUGGCAACAUAGUGGUGGUGGCUGUGGUUUGCGCCUGUGCCUUCUGAAAGGAUGGAAGAGUGGAGCAAAAAAUACUGAUGCUGUCCGA
Cottoperca gobio is the source of this 377-nucleotide messenger RNA. RefSeq lists its product as uncharacterized. Bases 1 to 336 code for a protein of 111 amino acids. The transcript is spliced from 3 exons. NCBI's taxonomy places the organism in Eukaryota, Metazoa, Chordata, Actinopteri, Perciformes, Bovichtidae. The record is from RefSeq and is a predicted model, not a curated record.